AUUUUUCUAGAUGGUUGGGUUGCCUCGGUUUUUAUACCCGUGGCUUAUUAGUGAACUGAACCAACAAAUCUGUGUGGAGAGAAACACGAACCACGAACGUUUUAUAUCGCCGAUCUUGCUCAACUUUCCACGUGAACGAGGUGAAGAGAUGUCGGACGAAAAGGAGAAGGACGAAGAAAAGCCUGUGGUGCCAAAGACGGCCGUGGAUCUGCAAAGAUUAAAACUAAUGAAGCUAAUGAAGAACGCGGUAAAUGAUAAGCCGGUUAUGCUACCGGAACGUCCGAAGGCCAAGAAUACACCCUCCGUACCGGAAUUCGUUCGUAACGUGAUGGGUAGCAGUGCUGGAGCAGGCAGUGGAGAGUUUCAUGUGUACAGGCAUCUACGACGUAAAGAAUACGCCCGACAAAAAUUCAUUCAGGAGAAAGCACACAAGGAACAUUUGGAUGACGAAUAUCAUCAGAAGCUAGAAGAGUACAAGAGAUUGUCAGAGGAGGCAACGGCAAAGAAACGUGCUAAGAGAUUGAAAAAGAAGCAGCUACGUAAGCUGAAGAAACGUAUGAAAGCUAAGAAGGAGGACAACGCCGUCGUGGACGAGAAGCAUAGUGAGAGCGACAGUUCGGAUGAGGAUGAAACUAAGGCUGUGGAAAGCAGUGAAGUGACUGAAGAAAAUGACAGUUGUCCCAAAAACAUAUCUACAACUUCUACAAGUGAAAGUGAGGUAAAGGCAACGGAGAUGGAAUCGUCGUUACCUGUGGAAGAGAGUCAAGAUGAUACAUUAAAGGCACCAUCUGAGGUAUCAAGUGAAAAUAUUCAAUGUGAAAGCGGCACUUGACAUGUCUCUUGUUGAAAUGAAGAUUAUGUAAUAUGUAUAGUCAAUGUAUUAUUUAUCAGUUUACUCAUCCGUGAUUAGAAUUAUAUAUUGUGCUAUAUUAUGUACAAUUAUAUAUAUGUAUAGUGAAAAGUCUCACACAUGUGUUUUUAUCUAUGAACAAU
This is a messenger RNA of Temnothorax curvispinosus, 993 nucleotides long. RefSeq names its product PRKR-interacting protein 1 homolog. NCBI's taxonomy places the organism in Eukaryota, Metazoa, Arthropoda, Insecta, Hymenoptera, Formicidae. Gene Ontology annotation, molecular function: protein kinase inhibitor activity; protein kinase binding; double-stranded RNA binding. The record is from RefSeq and is a predicted model, not a curated record. Bases 11 to 832 code for a protein of 273 amino acids. Gene Ontology annotation, cellular component: nucleolus. The transcript is spliced from 3 exons. Gene Ontology annotation, biological process: negative regulation of protein kinase activity.